Tremella mesenterica DSM 1558 is the source of this 789-nucleotide messenger RNA. RefSeq lists its product as uncharacterized. The record is from RefSeq and is a predicted model, not a curated record. Lineage: Eukaryota; Fungi; Basidiomycota; Tremellomycetes; Tremellales; Tremellaceae. The transcript has 5 exons. Gene Ontology annotation, molecular function: acyltransferase activity, transferring groups other than amino-acyl groups. The coding region runs from base 1 to 789 and encodes 262 amino acids.
AUGAGCGAAAGCGACAAUUCUUGUGCGCACAACACGGAAGUAGCUCCACUGAAAGAAGAUGACCAAGACUCGAUUCCCCUGGACGAUAGUCGCUGGUCCAGCCUUUCGCGCCUCUCUUCACAGCGGGGGAUCCAAAUAUGGCCUUUUGUCUUUUCAAGAGACACUCCUCCAUUACGUGACGCGCUGAAAAACGAUCCAACCUACUGGGGUGAGGCCCAGAGCGAACAGGACGCAACGGACUGGCUUCAAGACAUAAGCAAGAAUACUCACGCAUUUGUAUGGGCAGUUUAUAGCCUACCUGUUGCAAGCCAUGUGGCCACUGAUGUAACUGUCUCUGAUAGUGCUUAUGUCUUUACGGGUACGGUGACAGUGUACGUGGACAGAUUGAAUGCAACAAAGUGUCACUUUGGGAUGUCAAUACGGGAAGCAUUCCGGAGAGAGAAAAUUGCCACUCAGGUGGUAUACUUGAUGUUGAAUUAUCUAUUCCACCUAUCUACCGGUACAGGGGGGCCAGGGGGACUGAACACAGGUUCUAGCUCUGCUGUGCUACUCCCUGUUUUUGAACUUCCAAUGGCCGAAGUAUUCUGGGAGACACAAAGCACCAAUUCCAUCUCUAUACAUGCGGCAAUAUCAUGGGGCUUUGUAGAAGUGCGUCAUUUCUUCUCAGAGGGUCAGGUAUGGCGGGAAUACGUGAUGACAGAGCAAAGUUGGAAGGCCGGGAAGCAGUAUCACAUGGCUUCUCGACUGAGCGGAAUAGCGAGUCAAUCGUUGAAGAACCUAGAGGUGUGA